Molecule: messenger RNA, 898 nt
Organism: Zeugodacus cucurbitae (melon fly)
Lineage: Eukaryota; Metazoa; Arthropoda; Insecta; Diptera; Tephritidae
Gene: Capa
Product: cardio acceleratory peptide 2b
Exons: 5
Coding region: 115-630 (171 amino acids)
Source: RefSeq, a predicted model, not a curated record
AAAGGACAUGCGUUUUAAGAGUUAUCAAGCAUAAUUUCGGUGAGCGUGGUUCUGUCACUUGAUUAUUUUCAUCGCUCUCGGGUAGUUUUGUCACACAACAAAGGAUUUAUCAAAAUGAAGUCUUUCUACUGUUUGGAUGUUAUCAUUUGUUCGACAGUCGUUGUUGUUGCCUUAGCUGGAUUCGCCGACGCUGAAACCGAGCAACGGAGUUUAUUUGAGCUGGAGCAGAAAAAUCGCCGCACAGCCGGUGGACCCUCCGGACUCAUAGCGUUCCCGCGCGUUGGCCGCAGCGAUCCCAAUUUGAUGAAUAAUUUGCAUGAAGCUGAAAUCUCAGCGCUCGGCGAUGGCGUCAUGUACCCCGCCUCCUUGGAGGACUAUGAAGUUGAAUAUCCCAAAAGCGAAAUGAAGCGCGCCAGUUUGAUACCCUUCCCACGGACUGGACGCAGCGACAGCGAGUUGAGGAAGUGGGCGCACAUUAUGGCGCUGCAGCAGGCUUUGAACAGAGCUACCGGUCCCAGCGCUACUUCAGGCCUCUGGUUCGGUCCACGUUUGGGUAAACGUAGUGUGGAUGCGCAACAACAACAGCAAGCGCACAAGUCGCCAGCCAGUGGCCAAAAGGAGCUUUACUAAGCGCUGAGCGACGAUGUGACGAGCGUGAUACACACGAACAACAACAACACCACAGUACCAACAACUUUGACGAACCGCAAACGAUUAGGAUGACGAUUAUAGGACCACUGAAAUCAUACCACAAGUUAACCAAAUGUUAAGUUAGCGCAAUUCUCAUAGCCGUAAAAACAAAAUUAAUUUUAUGCAAAAGCAAAUGAAAAUUUCCAAAAAAUCAAAAAAUAGCACAAAACAGGCGCUUAAUAUGUAAAGCAAAGAAACGUAUGCAGAC